CACAUUCAUUCAGUCCAUGCAGAUGCGCGCCGAGAUUUACUCUUAGGUCUCCACAGCUGCUUAUCUAACUGUUAAUGUGCGCAACGUAAAGAUAAGGCGACAGGAUUUGGUAAUAUCCCCGGAGGAGCCCUCCAAGUCGUCACCAUAUUCCACACGCCUCCUGUUAUUGCUUUACUUCCUCUGUUAAACUGAUAUUGUCUUGCUUCAACGACACACUGGUCUGUUCGCACUUUAGGCGCGGGACAGCAUGACUGGUGGACUCAAGGACGGCGAAACUGACGAGGGAUUUCUGCACUCGCAGUUCAUCAGGAAACAAGGGAACAUAUACAAACCAAAUAACAAAGACAUGGAUAACGACAGUAUGAGCGGGAUGAAGACGAUGCAGGACGUCCACACAAAAGAGAUCGACCUGGUGAACCGGGACCCCAAGCACUUAAACGACGAUGUUGUCAAGGUGGAAUUCGAGGAUGUGAUCGCGGAGCCUCCAGGGACAUACAGCUUCGACGGCGUGUGGAAGGCUAGCUUCACCACCUUCACGGUGACCAAGUACUGGUGCUACCGUCUCCUUACCGCCCUGGUGGGAAUCCCGCUGGCACUGGUCUGGGGCAUCUUCUUCGCCAUCCUGUCCUUCAUCCACAUCUGGGCGGUGGUGCCGUGCAUCAAGAGCUAUCUGAUCGAGAUCCACUGUGUCAGCCGUGUUUACUCCAUCUGCAUCCACACCUUCUGCGAUCCUCUGUUUGAAGCCAUGGGCAAGUGCUUCAGCAGCGUCCACAUCAGCACCGCCAAGGGGGUGUAGAAAAGAGGAGGAAGAAGAGGAAAAUUAAUGGAGGAUGAGGGGAGGAUGGUGGGAAUGAGGUGAGGGCUGGAAACCAUAACCGAUUUUAAAGGGAGAGAAGACACCUGAAGAAACUGAAAGAAAAGAGAGGGAGCAACCUUUUUUGAUGAAAGAAGAGGUGAGACAUUUCUAGAGCUGUGGGCGGGAUGUUGGCGGUGAGGGGGCGGAGACACAGAGAGUACCUUGCCCCGCCUCUCUUUCUCCGUCUCCCUCGACGACAAUCGUUUCUCUCUCCAGUGCUGGUUUAACCAACAGGGGCACAUGAUUAUGUCAAGUCAUUCCUUGGGGUCUUUGAUUUUAUUUUUUGUUAGUGUUGUUUAUCAUUGCAGGAGCACCACCACGCUAGCCUCCCUACCCCCACUCCCACUCCAUUAUUCCUAACAUUGUCCCGAAAUGUUGUGUGAUCCUCUCUCUGAUUAUAGCUUGUUGAAUGAAGGGUAUGAUUGAUUGAAUUAUUGAUUGAUUGAUUAGUUAGUUAAUUGAUUGACAGGCUCAUAUGAUAGAUGUUGGUCUCCUCUCUGCUGGGUUUGUGUUCCUCUUUUUGGGAGGGUAAUGCUUUGGGUGCGGGGAAGGGAUAUCCCUGUGCCUGUCCCAUUGCGUUGUUUGGAGAGAGUUGACAAAUCCCAGCUGACACAGCACAAAAUCCGAGAGCCAAAACCCUCUCAACACCCGUCUCAGUCCCACUACCCCCACCUGACCCCCUCACACACCCUCCACCCCACUAUGCCUGCCAUGACUCCUAGUCUGAAACACUGAACCUGCCCUUGUUUCUGCAUGCACCACCACCUCUACAAAGCCACCGAGCCAACCAACACGCUGCUGUCAGUCUGCAUGCCUUGACAGACAGACAGACAGACAGGCAGACACACAGGUAUAAGACAACCACAUGAUGACAUAAUCACUCUGUCCAUCAACACUCUGUUUUGUUCCAGCUCCAAUCCAAGCAAGAGAGAUGAAAUUCUAUGACAACAACCAAGUCUACGAACAAUACAGCCUUCAUGGUAUAUACCAUUUUUCUAUGUGACAGAGAAUGUUUUUUUAUGUUUGCCUUUGAAUCUCAAAAAAAUAUCACUUGAACUUUGUCUCAUUACAUUCACACCUAGGGAUCUUCUUUUAGACCAUUUGAGGUCUCUUCCCUGUAGAGGGAGGAUGUUGAUGCACAUUUGCUGUAGCCGUAGCUAAAUAACCAUGCUUUUUCUACACUUUAUGAAGAUGAAGAACUUUUGUUUUGAGCUUUGUUUGCCCAAUGUAUGCAACUUUUGAGUUGCAUUGUCUUUUUAUUUUAAAUUUUUUUACUCCCCAAUGAGUUUUGAGUUUAUUCCCUGAUUGAAUAGUUUGGUCUGGUGUAGAGUUCUGCUUAUUGACUGUCGACCACAGGAGGCUGCUUAGGGGAGGACAGCUCAUAAUGGCUGGAAUGGAGUAAAUGGAAUGGUAUCAAACACAUGGAAACCAUGUGUUUAAUGUGUUCGAUACCAUUUAAUCCGUUCCAGCCAUUACUAUGAGCCCGUCCUCCCUAAUUAAAGUGCCACCAGCCACCUGUGCUGUCGGUAGCUCCAACCAAGGACUAUCAGCUAAUACAGUCCCCUCGGAAAGUAUUCAGACCUCUUAACUUUUUCCACAUUUUGUUACAUUACAGCAUUAUUCUAAAAUGGAUUAAAUUAUU
This is a messenger RNA of Salmo salar (Atlantic salmon), 2498 nucleotides long. Its product is annotated as caveolin-1. Gene Ontology annotation, molecular function: transmembrane transporter binding; molecular adaptor activity; protein kinase binding. Gene Ontology annotation, biological process: cell differentiation; negative regulation of endothelial cell proliferation; caveola assembly. NCBI's taxonomy places the organism in Eukaryota, Metazoa, Chordata, Actinopteri, Salmoniformes, Salmonidae. Gene Ontology annotation, cellular component: perinuclear region of cytoplasm; caveola; cytoplasmic vesicle. The record is from RefSeq and is a predicted model, not a curated record.